Molecule: messenger RNA, 4935 nt
Organism: Physeter macrocephalus (sperm whale)
Lineage: Eukaryota; Metazoa; Chordata; Mammalia; Artiodactyla; Physeteridae
Gene: BMPR2
Product: bone morphogenetic protein receptor type 2
Exons: 11
Coding region: 560-3400 (946 amino acids)
Biological process (GO): blood vessel development; BMP signaling pathway; protein phosphorylation
Cellular component (GO): signaling receptor complex; plasma membrane
Molecular function (GO): transforming growth factor beta receptor activity; ATP binding
Source: RefSeq, a predicted model, not a curated record
CCAGUCGAGGAAGAGGAUUUGCUUUGCUCGAAAUCGGAGUAAGGGAAGCACCGAAGCGAAACUUAAAAGGAAUCUUGCCCUCCCGGAGCACAGGCGAUGCGCCUCGGGCCGCCGGGCGCCGCCGCCGCCCGCCCGGUUUCGCCCUUUCCGGCAGUCGGGAACUUGUGCUGAUCCUCGGUGCCCUUCGAAUCCCCGCUCCCCACCCCUCGGCACCCUGGAUAUGUUUUCUCCCAGACCUGGAUAUUUUUUUGAUAUCGUGAAACUACGAGGGAAAUAACUGCGGGGCUUUUUUCUUGUCUCCCUGCUUCUCCCCACAGACAUGCCUUCACUUUGGGGGGCCGAGGCACCCUGUCCUGGGCGAAUGAACACCCGCAGCCGCAAGGGAGAGAAAUGAAGGGAAUUUCGGCAGCGGAAUGAAAGCUCUGCAGCUCGGCCCUCUCAUCUGCCAUUUGUCCUUUCAAACUGCAUUGUAAUACGGGCCGGAUAAGUCCGACGAGAGCGAGGACUAGCCUCCCGGCCGCGUUUCUCCGCCCUCGUUCACUUUCCGUAUUUCUUUUCAAUGCUCUCCUGCUUCUUGGCUAGCCCAGGGAUGACUUCGUCGCUGCGGCGGCCCCGGCGGGUGCCCUCGCUGCUGUGGACUGUCCUGCUGGUCAGCGCUGCGGCCGCUUCUCAGAAUCAAGAACGUCUUUGUGCAUUUAAAGAUCCAUAUCAACAAGACCUUGGGAUAGGUGAGAGUCGAAUCUCUCAUGAAAACGGAACAAUAUUAUGCUCAAAAGGUAGCACCUGCUACGGCCUUUGGGAGAAAUCAAAAGGGGACAUAAAUCUGGUAAAACAAGGAUGUUGGUCUCACAUUGGAGAUCCCCAGGAGUGUCACUAUGAAGAAUGUGUAGUAACUACCACUCCACCCUCAAUUCAGAAUGGAACAUACCGUUUCUGCUGUUGUAGCACAGACUUGUGUAAUGUCAACUUUACUGAGAAUUUUCCACCUCCAGACACAACACCACUCAGUCCACCUCAUUCAUUUAACCGAGAUGAGACAAUAAUCAUUGCUUUGGCAUCAGUCUCUGUAUUAGCUGUUUUGAUAGUUGCCUUAUGCUUUGGAUACAGGAUGCUGACAGGAGACCGUAAACAGGGUCUUCACAGUAUGAACAUGAUGGAGGCAGCAGCAUCAGAGCCCUCUCUUGACCUAGAUAAUCUGAAACUGUUGGAGCUGAUUGGCCGGGGUCGAUAUGGAGCCGUAUAUAAAGGUUCCUUAGAUGAACGUCCAGUUGCUGUAAAAGUGUUUUCCUUUGCAAACCGUCAGAAUUUUAUCAAUGAGAAGAACAUUUACAGAGUGCCUUUGAUGGAACAUGACAACAUUGCUCGCUUUAUAGUUGGAGAUGAGAGAGUCACUGCAGAUGGACGCAUGGAGUAUUUGCUUGUGAUGGAGUAUUAUCCCAAUGGAUCUCUAUGCAAGUAUUUAAGUCUCCAUACAAGUGACUGGGUAAGCUCUUGCCGUCUGGCUCAUUCUGUGACUAGAGGACUGGCUUAUCUUCAUACAGAAUUACCACGAGGAGGUGAAUCUGUACCAGAAUACCAGAUGGCUUUUCAGACAGAGGUUGGAAACCAUCCCACUUUUGAAGAUAUGCAGGUUCUGGUGUCUAGGGAAAAACAGAGACCCAAGUUCCCAGAAGCUUGGAAAGAAAAUAGCCUGGCAGUGAGGUCACUCAAGGAGACAAUCGAAGACUGUUGGGACCAGGAUGCAGAGGCUCGGCUUACCGCACAGUGUGCUGAGGAGAGGAUGGCUGAACUUAUGAUGAUAUGGGAAAGAAACAAGUCUGUGAGCCCAACAGUCAAUCCAAUGUCUACUGCUAUGCAGAAUGAGCGCAACCUGUCACACAAUAGGCGUGUGCCAAAGAUUGGCCCUUAUCCAGAUUAUUCUUCUUCCUCAUACAUUGAAGACUCUAUCCAUCACACUGACAGCAUUGUGAAGAAUAUUUCCUCUGAGCAUUCGAUGUCCAGCACUCCUUUGACUAUAGGGGAAAAGAACCGAAACUCGAUUAACUAUGAACGGCAGCAAGCACAAGCUCGAAUCCCCAGCCCUGAAACAAGCGUCACCAGCCUGUCUACCAACACUACAACCACAAACACCACUGGCCUCACUCCAAGCACCGGCAUGACCACUAUAUCUGAGAUGCCAUACCCAGAUGAAACAAAUCUGCAUGCUACAAAUGUUUCACAGACAAUCGGGCCAACCCCUGUCUGCUUACAACUGACAGAAGAAGACUUGGAGACCAACAAGCUGGACCCAAAAGAAGUUGAUAAAAACCUCAAGGAAAGUUCUGAUGAGAAUCUCAUGGAGCAUUCUCUUAAACAGUUCAGUGGGCCAGACCCCCUGAGCAGUACGAGUUCUAGCUUGCUUUACCCCCUCAUAAAGCUUGCAGUGGAAGUGACUGGGCAGCAGGACUUCACACAGGCUGCAAAUGGCCAAGCAUGUUUAAUUCCUGAUGUCCCACCUGCUCAGAUCUAUCCUCUCCCCAAGCAACAGAACCUUCCUAAGAGACCUACUAGUUUGCCUUUAAACACCAAAAAUUCAACAAAGGAGCCCCGGCUGAAAUUUGGCAGCAAGCACAAAUCAAACUUGAAACAGGUAGAAACUGGAGUUGCCAAGAUGAAUACAAUCAAUGCUGCAGAACCUCAUGUGGUGACGGUCACCAUGAAUGGUGUGGCAGGUAGAAACCACAGCGUUAACUCCCAUGCUGCCACUACCCAGUAUGCCAAUGGGGUAGUACCAUCUGGCCAGACAGCUAACACAGUGGCACAUAGAGCCCAAGAAAUGCUGCAGAAUCAGUUCAUUGGUGAGGACACUCGGCUGAAUAUUAAUUCCAGUCCUGAUGAGCAUGAACCUUUACUGAGACGAGAGCAACAGGCUGGCCACGAUGAAGGUGUUCUGGAUCGUCUUGUGGACAGGAGGGAACGGCCACUGGAAGGUGGCCGAACUAAUUCCAAUAACAACAACAGCAAUCCAUGUUCAGAGCAAGACGUUCUUACACAGGGUGUUCCAAGCACAAUAGCAGACCCUGGACCAUCAUCAAAGCCUAGAAGAGCACAGAGGCCUAAUUCUCUGGAUCUUUCAGCCACGAAUGUCCUUGAUGACAGCAGUUUGCAGUUAGGUGAGUCAACACAAGAUGGCAAAUCAGGAUCUGGUGAAAAAAUCAAGAAACGUGUGAAAACUCCCUAUUCUCUUAAACGGUGGCGCCCGUCCACCUGGGUCAUCUCCACUGAACCACUGGACUGUGAGGUCAACAACAAUGGCAAAGACAGGGCAGUUCAUUCUAAAUCCAGCACCGCUGUUUACCUUGCAGAAGGAGGCACUGCCACAACCAUGGUGUCAAAAGAUAUAGGAAUGAACUGUCUGUGAAAUGUUUCCAAGCCUAUGGAGUGAAAUUAUUUUUUGCAUCAUUUAAACAUGCAGAAGACAUUAAAAAAAAAAAACUGCUUUAUUCUCCUGUCAGUACCCCCUCCCACCCCUGCAACAAGGACUUGCUUUAAAUAGAUUUCAGCUAUGCAGAAAAAUUUAGCUUAUGCUUCCAUAUUUUUUAAUUUUGUUUUUUUUUUAAGUUUUGCACUUUUGUUUAGUCUCGCUAAAGUUAUAUUUGUCUGUUAUGACCACAGAAUUAUAUGUGUGUGUAUCAAAAGUGGUCUCAAAAUAUUUUUUUAAGAAGAAAAAGCAAAAACAAUGUAUUGCUGAUAAUCAGUUUGGACCAGUUUCUAAAGGUCAUUAAAUCAGAAACAAAUUAAGACAGGUUUGACUGCAGUGGUGUCUGGUAUCCAUGUUUUCUUUCUGGGCACAAGCUAGUUUAUAUGUUGAUAUGUUCCUGAACACAUUAUCUGUUGGACUUUCUUUUCUCUUGUGUUUUGUUUGAAUGUGCAAUAGUCUAUAGGCCACAAAUAGCUUUCUCAUAAGUUCUCUUCCUAACAGAAUACGCAUUCUUCCAUGAUAUGAACAUUUUCCUCCCCCAUCCUCCAUACUUUUAGCAGGUCAGUUCUUUGACAGUGAAUUUUUGCACAAGAGAAAGCAGCUACCUGAUUUCUUGCUUUCUCUCUCCUUAUGGAGAAUGCAAAAGCAUUGUCUCAAAGGGCUCUAAAGAAGGAACUACCAAAACCUAAUUUGAAAUGCCAUUUCUUUUAUCCUUCCAAAUCCUAAACAUUUCCUUCCAGGCAUUUUAAUAAACAUAUUUCGUUCUGGUUUUGGAAGUUCAUAAGAGCAUAGAACAAUGAGCAAGUCAAACAUUAGCUGUUUUCCAUUUUAUUUUAUUUUUUUAUAUGUAUGUUCAUGUUCCAUAUUCAUUUAUUUAAGUAGCACAUUUUUAUCAGAAAACUUAUAGAGCUAUACUUAUAUGGAAUUUUUAAGUAGAUAGAUGGUUAACACAAUAUAGUAUUAUAGCCUUCAUUCUCUGAAUAGGCCAUGUUUGACUCAAAUAAAAUUACAUCCUGUUUAAAAUAACUUCACAAGUAAUUCAUAGUUUUGAACUUGUAGUAUCUUUUUUUUUUUCUUUUCCCAAGCAAAGCCUGGUAACUUUAUCUGAAAAUGAUUCCUCUUCCCAUGACCUAAAACACUGUGUGGAAAAAUCAUUCAACUGGCAUGCCAAAUCCCUGUGGAAGGAAGGAUUGCUGCCAAACCUGUCAUUUUUGAGCAGCCUGAGACUUAACCUCUCUCUUUUCAAAACUGUUUCUUCACUAAUCCUUUUUUCAUAAUUUUUCCAUUUGCCAGUUUUUCAUAUCAUCUUUGAUAUGUGAGCAUUUAUCAUUUACAUUAUAUUAGAAUGUACCUUUUAGUGAUAACAUUAUGUAUAUUCAAAUCAUGUUGUUUUUUAAAAGCUUCCUUUGCUGCUUUCAUUACUGAUGAUCGUCUCAAACAAUCUCUGCAUGUUUUUUUAAAUAAAGCACUUUAUG